Molecule: messenger RNA, 345 nt
Organism: Racocetra persica
Lineage: Eukaryota; Fungi; Glomeromycota; Glomeromycetes; Diversisporales; Gigasporaceae
Source: the annotation of a GenBank genome assembly
UUUGGCGGUUCGGCCUUUGUCAAAGAAUAUAUAUUUGGCCUCAAGGAUUUUUCCAAAGCCACAUUUUUCCAAAACUUUUGCGCCUCAAUAGGCGGUGCUAUAGCUUCGAUCAGUGUAGCUCAACCGCUUGAUGUUGUCAAAACCCGUAUUCAAAAUAGACCAUUUGAAUCACCUGAAAGUGGUGUACAAAUAAUCCGUAAUAUGAUUAGGCAAGAAGGAAUUACACCAAAAUUAAUGGUAGUUGGGCCCAAAUUAGUAUUUUCAUUCACUGUGGCACAGCAAUUAAUUCCAUUAUUAGAUAAUUUCCUUGUGGGAAAAGGUAUUGGUAAUCCUAAUACUAUCUAA